Catharus ustulatus (Swainson's thrush) is the source of this 6360-nucleotide messenger RNA. It is a transcript of the gene APPBP2, whose product is annotated as amyloid beta precursor protein binding protein 2. NCBI's taxonomy places the organism in Eukaryota, Metazoa, Chordata, Aves, Passeriformes, Turdidae. Bases 20 to 1780 code for a protein of 586 amino acids. Gene Ontology annotation, biological process: intracellular protein transport. The record is from RefSeq and is a predicted model, not a curated record. The transcript is spliced from 13 exons. Gene Ontology annotation, molecular function: protein binding.
GCGGCUCCGCACAGCCAAGAUGGCCGCGGUGGAGCUGGAGUGGGUGCCCGAGACGCUCUACAACACGGCCAUCUCGGCCGUCGUGGACAGCUACGGGCGGGCGCGGCGCCGCGACAUCCGCUCGCUGCCCGAGAACAUCCAGUUCGACGUGUACUACAAGCUUUACCAACAGGGCCGCUUGUGCCAGCUGGGUAGUGAAUUUUGUGAACUAGAAGUUUUUGCAAAGGUGCUACGAGCUUUAGAUAAAAGACAUCUGCUGCAUCACUGUUUCCAGGCUCUGAUGGACCAUGGAGUCAAGGUUGCUUCUGUCCUGGCCUAUUCCUUCAGCAGACGGUGCUCCUACAUUGCAGAGUCAGAUGCUGCUGUGAAAGAAAAAGCAAUCCAGAUUGGCUUUGUGUUAGGGGGUUUCCUGUCAGAUGCAGGCUGGUACAGUGAUGCUGAGAAGGUUUUCCUUUCCUGCCUUCAGCUGUGCACCCUCCACGAUGAAAUCCUUCACUGGUUCCGUGCUGUGGAGUGUUGUGUGAGGUUGCUGCACGUUCGGAAUGGGAACUGCAAGUACCACCUGGGAGAGGAGACCUUCAAGCUGGCCCAGUCCUACAUGGAGAAGCUGGCCAAGCACGGGCAGCAGGCCAACAAGGCAGCGCUGUACGGGGAGCUGUGUGCCCUGCUCUUUGCCAAGAGCCACUAUGACGAGGCCUAUAAGUGGUGCAUAGAAGCCAUGAGGGAGAUCACAGUUGGGCUGCCUGUAAAAGUGGUGGUGGAUGUGCUACGACAAGCAUCAAAGGCCUGUGUGGUGAAACGGGAGUUCAAGAAGGCUGAGCAGCUCAUCAAGCACGCUGUGUACCUUGCCAGGGAACACUUUGGAGCCAAGCACCCCAAAUACUCUGACACGCUACUAGACUACGGAUUUUACUUGCUCAACGUAGACAAUAUCUGCCAAUCUGUUGCCAUCUAUCAGACAGCGCUCGAUAUCCGGCAGUCAGUAUUUGGAGGUAAAAACAUCCACGUAGCUACAGCUCAUGAAGACUUGGCUUAUUCCUCAUAUGUUCACCAGUACAGCUCUGGGAAAUUUGACAAUGCACUAUUCCAUGCUGAACGUGCUAUUGGCAUUAUCACUCACAUUCUCCCAGAAGACCAUCUCCUUUUGGCCUCUUCAAAGAGAGUUAAAGCACUUAUCCUGGAGGAGAUUGCCAUAGACUGUCACAACAAGGAGACAGAGCAGAGGCUGCUCCAGGAGGCUCAUGACCUGCACCUCUCCUCGCUCCAGUUGGCUAAAAAAGCCUUUGGGGAGUUCAACGUGCAGACAGCCAAACACUACGGCAACCUGGGCAGACUGUAUCAGUCCAUGAGGAAGUUCAAGGAAGCAGAGGAGAUGCACAUCAAGGCCAUCCAGAUCAAGGAGCAGCUCCUAGGGCAGGAGGAUUAUGAAGUUGCCCUCUCCGUGGGCCAUCUCGCCUCCCUCUACAACUAUGACAUGAACCAGUAUGAAAAUGCUGAAAAGCUUUAUCUGAGAUCCAUAGCAAUUGGAAAGAAGCUUUUUGGUGAAGGAUACAGUGGACUUGAAUACGAUUACAGAGGUCUCAUUAAACUGUACAAUUCCAUUGGCAAUUAUGAGAAGGUGUUUGAGUACCACAACAUUUUGGCCAAUUGGAACCGGUUGCGGGACCGGCAGUUCUCGGUCACGGAUGCGCUGGAGGACGUCAGCACCAGCCCCCAGUCCACGGAAGAAGUGGUCCAGUCUUUUCUGAUGUCUCAGAACCUCGAUGGACAGAGCAGCUAAGAACUUGGUCAAUUAACCAGUUAAGGUUUUUUCCCCCAGGUUACAGGGGGAAAAGUCAUACUGUGAAAUCUAAACCAUGUAGUUCUCUGGGGGCUGGAAUUUGCAUUGAAACACUGGUCCAGUCUACUGAAGAGUGCCCAUACGGAUGAAUGUGUGUUAAAUUCCUCUCAGCAUGUGUAUGGCAUGUUUAGUUCGGCUCACAUUUUUAACUUGGUAUUCCCAAACAAACCCCCUUCUUUCUCUCUUCUUUCAAAAGAAGCUACUUUGCAGAAAGUCUGCAAGAAAACCAUUAAAUAAAACUGUUUGAGUUCAAAAGAGUUGCAUUCUUAUUAUGGAUGGAAGAGAGCUUUCUGCUGAUUCCCAGAGAGAACAAAAGCUGUACUCUGAGGAGCUGUAGGAGAAAGGUCUUGCUGCUCUAUCACUGUAGCAAAGUUCAUGGUAAAGAGCCAGCAAAGGGAGGAUGUGCUGGCCUUGGCUGCUGCCUUACCAAGAGAAGUGGCAAAGACCCACUCUGGAGAGCACCGUCAGCUCGUGAGUGCCAGCUGUGCUGUUGUGGAUGCCCUGAACUGGACCAGUGCAGAUCCCUAGACCAGCAGCAGUGUCCUCCAGCAGAGCUCCCUGAGCAGGACCAGGACACCACAGUGGACCAGCCUGCUAGAAACCGCUUUUGGACCAGUGGCUUUAAUUUAAUAUUCUGCCCCUGCAUUCACUUUGACAGUAGAACUCUCUCAUUUAGGUGUCUGAUCAGUGCAAAUGAUAUCCAUGUGAUAGAUCCAGAGCUAGGAAGUGAAUUGAUGGUUUGUCUGUACCCAGUGAGCUUCUGCAGAGAUUCCUGGCAGUGCCACAGCUCCACAAGCUCCACUCUGCUGCAGCCACUCCUCCUUUCCUGUCCCGUGGGCUCUUUCUCUGCUAACGGAGGCUGUACCUUGUUUAUACCAGUGAAGAGUUUUGUAUCACAAUCCAGUUCAUUUUCUGUUUCUGGAGAACACAACUUACUGUACAGUUUGCAGGGGUCAGUGGAAAAUGCCAAAAAGCACAACAGGUCUUUUUUUUUUUUGUGAUGCUUCAUUUCUACAUUAAACAAGAGUACAAACCAGAAAUGAUUCCUUACAUUAAUUUCUGAAGCAGAGCUCAGCUGUACAGCCCCUCUGAGAAUGCCUCUCUCACUAGCUUGUCUUAAUUCUUCUGUUGGGGGCUUGUGUGGGUUUGGGUGUUGUUUGGUGUUUUUUUAUUCCUGAUGUUGGGUAAUGUUUGAAAGUCUGUGUGACACAAACUAGAAGUGACUCGCUGCUGUUAGCUCAGCUCUGCCCUGGGGCUGGGCCUCUGUGGGUUCUGUCCUUUUGGGGCUUUCUCUGCCCCCCCCUUUCAGGGUUUGUACCUUGGCCAGUCACAGCCAGGGCUCGCUGGCUCUUCCCCCAGGACUGGGGCUGGAUGUUCUGUUGGGUUUGUUGUUGGUUUUAUGGGGUUUGUGGCAGGGAAAGGUGCUGGAUGACCUUCAGGGAAGAUGUAGAGGUUUUGGACAUGACUUGGAGCUUAAUGGCUCUUCUUAGAAGUGAAAUUUUACAGGCCAAUAGUUCAUAUUCUGGUGCCUUCAAGUGUUUUUCUUUUUUUUGGGGGGGGGGAAAGGCUGAGUAAUAUCAACUUUAAAAUGCAAUGUAACAUAAUUAGUGAAUGCAGAUAAAUGAUUGCAUACUUAGAAUAUCUUCACUGAGGCAAAAAGAAGUUAUUUGCAUAAAACCCCCUGUGGUAUUAGGACUUAACUGCAGUGUGUCUGCAACAGCUGCUCAGUGAAAAUCCAACUCAGUUGUGUGGAUUUAAAAUGUGAUUUAUUUAUAGCAGUUUUUGUUUAUGACUGUGUAGGAGCUACAGACAAAUUCAGCUAUACAAGGCAAAACCUUCCUGAAUGCUUAUGGCACUGACAAGUUAUAAAGUUCUUAGGAGUUCUUAAGGCCUAUUAAAAGCUUUUUAAAGUUAAACAAAGUAUGUAACCAUAUCAGAACUUGGGCAGGAAAGUGGCUGAGGGCUGUUCUAAAGACCCUGAGUGAUUCUGUUCUGUAGAAGUGUCCAAGCUCCCAGCUGGGUGUGUGGAUUUCCCCUGCCAUGGGCUGCAGAUCCUUUAUCCACUCCGUGUUCCCAGGCUGGGGCUGCAGCUGUGAGCUCUGAGAUUGUGUUUGGGCUGAGCAGCAGUGUUUGCCUGACAGAGCUCAGGGCUCACUGCUCUUGUUCCAGCCCUGCUCCUGCCCCUGCUCAGCUCAGGGCAGCUCCUGCCACAACCAAACGUGUCCCUGCUCUGUUUGUUGGUGGCUUCAUUUCAGCUCUGGUGGCUGCUCCUCUUUGUCCUUUCCCAGAGCUGCUUCAGCUCUGUGCCUUGGCUGGGCUGGGAGGGAGGAAGGUCCUAAAGCUCCUGGAAUCCCUUUGCUGGAGGAACUUGGCCAAGGGCUCUUGUGAUCCCUGAGGGCUCCAGCGUGUUCCUCCCGUGCCUGCAGGGAAUCCUGGCUGGGGCUGAGCUGCUCCUGCAGGAACAGGGGGGCUGUGGCUGACUGCUGGCACUGCUGCGGCGUGGGGGGUUGGCAGGAUGAUGCUGCAGCUGCAGGGACUGCUCUGCUGCCUCUGGGGACAGCUCUGCUGCCCCUGGGUCGGCUAUGCUGCCUGUGGGUCAGCUCUGCUGCCUCUGGGGACGGCUCUGCUGCCUCUGGAUCAGCUCUGCUGCCUCUGGGAUGGCUCUGCUGCCCCUAGAUCAGCUCUGCUGCCUCUGGGACAACUCUGCUGCCCCUGCUCAGGACCUGCACUGGUGGCUGGGACAGCACAGAACUGCCCCCGUGGGGGUGUUUGGUUCUGUGUCUCCCAAGUGGAGCUGUUGGCAGGUUCUGUGUUGGCACCUGGGACCUGUCUGGGAUGCUCUGCUGCCGCUGUUUCUGUUGUUCUCUCUGCUCUUUGGUUGUUUGAUGCUUUUGAGGAGUGGGAAGCUGCUGGGAUGGUGCCAGAGGCAGGUAAAGGACUCGUUGGGGUGGGUGUUGACUCCAGCCCUGGGCAGAGCUGAGAGCAGGGGCUGCAGUUCCCUGUGCUCUCCUCCCUGGGGCUCCUCUCUCCCACUACCACAGCCCAGGGCAGGUUUUCCAUGCACAGCUGGGUCAGUGCUGGGGGCCUGGCACGGUGGAACAUGGAUGCAGGAAUGAGUGAUUGGCAUUUCUAGACGCACAAUGCACCCACGCAGGGGCUGGCAGUGAAAGGGCAGAGCUGGGAGUGGAAAUCCUGUGAAAUGCAUCUUUUCCAUGAAGGUGAGUAAAGGAAUCACCCUAGAGUCACUGGGUAGAAGGGGUGAGCGUGGGUGUCACCUUAAGGUAAAUAAUUUUCAUUAUUGGUGAAGUUAAACCCUCAGUGUUGAACUUUCAGUGUCAGGUUGGUUGGAUCAGUGAGGGGAGUUUGCUGGAGGUGCCACUGCUGCUCCUCAUGGUACAAAAUGCACAUUGAAGUUCAUUCCUUCUCACCUCAGUGUGGAGAGCACAGGAGGGAGAACUCUGAGCCUCAGGCAGGGGAAGCUGUGGGUGUGCUGGGCUGGGGCUGGCAGGGCAGGAGCUGCUGUACCAGCCUUUCAGCAGAUCCUUCCUCCUGCCUCUGCAGAACCUGAUUUUAGCUGCAAGUCCUUGUUCCCUGUGAGAAAAUUCAUGGCCAGUGUCAGUUCAGAGCUGCCUCUGAUUGUGGGGUGUGUUUGACACCCCUGCCCUGGGAGGGCUUGGGGAGAAGUGGGGGAAAUUCCCUUUAUCUAGAAAUAAACUCCAAUACAGAGAAUUGGCAGCAGUGGGAAUGCUUUUGUCCCUAAAUCUCAGGAACGUUUUGGGCAGUGACACAGGAGUCCCUGGGUGUGUGAAGUGUGUGCUCUAGGGUCUGGAUUCCACUCCUCCUUGCAAUCCUCGGUAUCUAUAGCAUGAGUGGCCUUAGUGAGUUUGUUGAAGUGCACAUUUUUUUUUUUUUUUCUUUUCAAAAGUAAAUUUUAAGAUGAAAAAGAUAUAUACUAUAUAAAUAUAUAGAGAUAUUUAGAAACUUGGUUUGUGGUGCACAAGUUCAGUGUUGGAUCGCUAAAUACUCGUCGCAGGUACCAUAUGUGUAACUUUUCUUUUCUGUAUAUUCCUUUCUGGGAAGCAAUGUUGCCAUGGUAACUACAACUUUACAAUUUCUUUACUACUUAAUGAUGUGAAUGAAUUCUACAUUUUAUUGAAUAUUACCAGGUUCAGUACUAUUUUUAUACUUUAUUGAACUACAGGGGAUUUUAAUUUAAUAGCAUUAAAAAAAAUUAAAAAAAAAAAAGAUGUUGCUUGAACUGUAUAACUGUAUAAAUUGAACUUACACAAACCCACCUCUAAACCACAAUCUCCACCUGUAGUGCCACGUUCAUUUAUAUAAAAGUAUCUUGCUCAUGACUAGACCUUGCAGCCCCCCCUCCCUGUCGUGUCAGGAAAGUUUCCUCCCCACUCCUCCCCUGGUGCCCACGGAGCCAUCCUCUGUUUGUAACCAGCAUUGUGAUAUUCUGUAACUGUAUUGCUCAAAUGAAAUAUUGACCUAAUAAAUAGAGUGUUCCCGCA